GCGGUGAUUGUGUCAUCUUCACCGACACUCUCCACGACAACCAUGGCUACCGUAUCGCCCUUCGCUCGCUCCAGUGCGUUUGAAGAGCCACGGCUGCAGGGACGUGAACAGACUAUCGAGGAAAUGUACAGCGUUCCCGAAAGCUUUCUAGAAAUUGAAGUACGCAAUCCUCAGACACACGGGUAUAACCGCAAGAUGUACACCGACUAUGAAAUCGUGUGCAGGACCAACAUCCCAGCAUUCAAGUUGCGCCACUCCUCCGUGCGACGCCGCUACUCUGAUUUCGAGGCGUUUCGUGACAUCCUGGAACGAGAGUCUACUCGUGUUAACAUCCCUCCCCUUCCGGGAAAAGUCUUCACAAACAGAUUCUCAGAGGAAGUGAUCGAAAGUAGGAGGGAGGGUCUUGAACGGUUCUUGAGCAUUGUCGCUGGUCAUCCACUGUUACAGACCGGUAGCAAAGUCCUUUGUGCUUUCUUGCAGGAUCCAGGCUGGGACAAAUCGCAGUGGCUAUGAAUAUUUGGUAUGCAUCCGACUGCUUCCCCGUCUGCCGAUCUACCUGGCUUCCUAGCCCCUGUG
This is a messenger RNA of Pisolithus orientalis, 576 nucleotides long. RefSeq names its product Phox homologous domain-containing protein. The coding region runs from base 43 to 513 and encodes 156 amino acids. The transcript has 5 exons. The record is from RefSeq and is a predicted model, not a curated record. Gene Ontology annotation, cellular component: retromer complex; early endosome membrane. Gene Ontology annotation, molecular function: phosphatidylinositol-3-phosphate binding. Lineage: Eukaryota; Fungi; Basidiomycota; Agaricomycetes; Boletales; Pisolithaceae. Gene Ontology annotation, biological process: endocytic recycling; late endosome to Golgi transport.